Messenger RNA from Pseudomyrmex gracilis, 1268 nucleotides. RefSeq names its product malate dehydrogenase, mitochondrial (gene Mdh2). The record is from RefSeq and is a predicted model, not a curated record. Gene Ontology annotation, cellular component: cytoplasm; mitochondrion. The transcript has 5 exons. Bases 119 to 1159 code for a protein of 346 amino acids. NCBI's taxonomy places the organism in Eukaryota, Metazoa, Arthropoda, Insecta, Hymenoptera, Formicidae. Gene Ontology annotation, molecular function: L-malate dehydrogenase (NAD+) activity. Gene Ontology annotation, biological process: malate metabolic process; tricarboxylic acid cycle.
CAAUCGAACAGCAAGAGAAAUCUGUAACCCCUGGUAGGCCGCGAAGGUCACAAGUGCUUUCUGGUUAUUCACUUGCGUGUUUUCUCGCAAAGACGUUUUGAUUAUUCAGUAGUCAUUCAUGUCUGCUACCAUCAGUAUGCUGCCACGAUUUUUCAGGCCUAUCAUAAAUGGCGCUCAGCAAGGAGCAAAACAGUUAUCGACUAGUGCUAAGCGUGAUGGUAAAGUAGCUGUUUUGGGAGCUAGCGGUGGCAUUGGCCAGCCGUUGUCGCUGCUCUUGAAGCAAUCGCCUCUUAUCACCGAAUUGUCGCUCUACGAUGUCGUGAAUACACCAGGUGUUGCGGCCGACCUCUCGCACAUUGAUACGGCCUCGAAAGUCAAAGCUUACACCGGUCCGGAUCAACUUCAUGAUUGUCUUAAAGGCUGUCAGGUUGUUAUCAUACCUGCCGGUGUGCCACGCAAGCCGGGUAUGACUCGUGACGAUCUUUUCAAUACAAAUGCCUCCAUUGUUCGGGAUCUUGUCGCUGCGAUGGCUAAAGCUGCACCAAAAGCAUUGGUGGCAAUCAUCUCAAAUCCUGUAAAUAGCACAGUACCAAUCGCAAGCGAAGUGUUGCAGAAAGCAGGUGUGUACGAUCCUAAUCGCGUGUUCGGAGUAACUACUUUGGAUAUCGUCAGAGCCAACACGUUCGUUGCGGAGGCAAAGGGCCAGGAUCCGCAGAAAACAAACGUUCCAGUUAUCGGUGGACACAGCGGCAUUACUAUUAUUCCAGUGAUCUCGCAGUGCACACCGUCGGUUUCCUUCCCGGACGACAAGUUGAAAGCGCUCACUGAAAGAAUUCAAGAAGCCGGUACCGAGGUUGUUAAGGCAAAGGCAGGCACCGGAUCUGCAACCUUGUCUAUGGCUUAUGCUGGUGCACGUUUUGGUAUUUCGUUACUCAGAGCGCUAAAUGGAGAAAGUGGUAUUGUUGAAUGCUCAUAUGUUAAGUCCAACGUUACCAACGCCAAAUACUUCUCCACGCCGGUGCUUUUGGGCAAAAACGGAGUCGAAAAGAACUUGGGCUAUGGCAAACUGAGCAGUUUCGAGCAAAAACUAUUGGACGCCGCGAUUCCGGAGCUCCAGAAAAAUAUUCAGAAGGGUGAAGACUUCGUAAACAAGAAGUGAAAUCUGUUUGACUUAACUAGAUAAAAGUUGAAUUAUAUGAAAGAAUUGCCCAAUAUUUGUUGCUCGCCUUGCAAUUAUUACAAAUAAAUUGUUACAACAAUUAAAAUGA